GUACCUCAAUCAAAAAACGAUCAAUAUUUUUAUGUUUUUCAUAAUUCAUGAAUAGUGAAAACAAUAAGGAGUUAAUAUAUUAUGUGCGCAUGGUGUAACACGUCCGGACGAAUUAGUAACACGUUAUAAACAUUUGAUGAUAUAAUUGCCAUAUUGCCUCAUAAUAUAAUAUCAAUCUAAUAACGAUUUUAUAAUUGUCAAACUGUUCACGGGAAACGUCAAACGGAUAAAAAUUGGAAUUUCGAGUCGGUAAUAGGUUUGAACAAAAUACAGCCGUUCGAUUGCAACUCGUGUCGAAAAGUGGUCAACUUCCAAACUGACUGAAUUAUCCAUCGCAUAAUAAUAUGAUCUCUACAGCCCCAAAAAGUCCUCAAAGUGAAUCUGCUGGGAAAGGAUUCGGAUAACGAUAUGAUCAACGGGAUUAAUGUUAAACACGAAUCUGAUGAAAUGGAAGGUUAUUGUCUUGAAACGUCGAUACAAGAAACGAUACCUAUGAACGUGCAAGUUACACACAACUUGGCUGACGAAAAAUGCGAUUUGUGUUUAGAAUUGUUUACAUCCAAAAAGCAACUGAAACAUCAUAUUACAACAUCACACAAUGGUAUUUCUAAGAUCGAUGAAAUUACAAUUAAAAAUGAAGUAGAUAAUUGUUUCGAAGAUAACGAUAUAAUCAAGGGGAUUAAUGUUAAAAAUGAAUCCGAUGAAGUGGUAGAUUAUUGCCUUGAAUCGUCGAUACAAGAUGAAGAAAUGAUACCUAUGAACGUGCAAGUUACAAACAACUUGGCUGACGAAAAAUGCGAUUUGUAUUUAGAUUCGUUUACAUCCAAAAAGCAAUUGAAACAUAUUACAACAUCGCACAAUGGUAUUCCUAUGAAUGAUGAAUGUUCAAUUGCAACAGAUGUGGAAAACAAAUUCAAUGACAAUGGUACGAGAAAUGAAGUGGAUAAAAAAACUGACGGUAGUUAUUUCGAAUCGAAGAUUGAAACAGAUAACAAUCAACAGACAGAAACCAAGAACAAUAGUAAAUAUAUAACAACAUGGCGAUUCUUCCAAUGUAAUUUAUGUCAAAAAAUAUAUAACACAAAAAAACAAAUAACUCUACAUAUAUUAAAAUCCCAUCAAAGUUCAACGGACAACAUCAGUCAACCCUAUAAAUGUGACGUCACACUUCACCAACGCGUGCACACAGGAGAAAAGCCUUAUAAAUGCACUGAGUGCUCAAAGUCAUUUUCUCUCAAAUGCACCCUCACAAAACACGAACGCGUGCACACCGGAGAAAAGCCUUAUAAAUGCACUGUGUGCUCAAAGUCAUUUUCUCUCAAAUGCACCCUCACAAAACACGAACGCGUGCACACCGGGGAAAAGCCCUACACAUGUGAAGUGUGUUUACAAUCAUUUUCUCAAAAUAUUAACCUCACAUACCACCAACGCGUGCACACCGGAGAAAAGCUUUAUAAAUGCACUGUGUGCUCAAUGUCAUUUUCUGUCAAAUCCACCCUCACAAGGCACGAACGAGUGCACACCGGGGAAAAGCCCUACACAUGUGAAGUGUGUUUACAAUCAUUUUCUCAAAAUAGUAACCUCACACAACACCGACGCGUGCACACCGGUGUAAAGCCUUUCGAAUGUAAUAUAUGCUCAAAUACUUUUUCUACAAAAUAUUCCCUUAUAAAUCACCAACGCGUGGUGCACACCGGAGAAAAGCUUAUAAAUGCACUGUAUGCUUAAAGUCAUAUUAUCUCAAAUGCACCCUCACAAAACACAAAUGCCGUGCACUUCAGUAUAAUGUCAUUCAAUGAUUUAUAUAAAACACA
This is a messenger RNA of Adelges cooleyi (spruce gall adelgid), 1814 nucleotides long. Its product is annotated as zinc finger protein 271-like. The record is from RefSeq and is a predicted model, not a curated record. The transcript is spliced from 4 exons. Bases 409 to 1728 code for a protein of 439 amino acids. Lineage: Eukaryota; Metazoa; Arthropoda; Insecta; Hemiptera; Adelgidae. Gene Ontology annotation, molecular function: DNA-binding transcription factor activity; RNA polymerase II cis-regulatory region sequence-specific DNA binding. Gene Ontology annotation, biological process: regulation of transcription by RNA polymerase II.